AUGUUUGGGGAUAUAUUCAAGCAGUUGAAAAUUAGAGAGGAAAUCAUGAAGAUGAAAGAGGACCUGUUUGAACUAAAUCUGUCCAUAGCUAAUAGAUCUGUACUUCAGCUAGCACAAGCUGAGUAUAGAAAAUAUCUUCACUAUGAAGAGGAAUUCUGGAGGCAAAAAGCAAGUAUUCAGUGGUUUACAGAAGGGGACAAGAACACUAGAUUUUUCCACUAUUUAGUAAAGGGAAGAAGGAAGAGAUUAGCAUUGACAAGGUUACUUAAAGAAGAUGGGGAAUGGGUUGAAAAUGAAGAAGACAUUAUUUCUGAGACUCUAGCUUUCUUUCAGAACCAGUUUGCAGAUAGUGGUAAUGAUUCUAACUUCUCCUUGUUGCAGCACAUUCAGCCCCUGAUAGAUGCUGAAGCUAAUGGCUUUCUAAAUGUCAUUCCUGAUGCUGAAGAAAUAAAGAAAGUGGUGUUUGAAUUGAAUGGAGAUAGUACUAGCGGUCCAGAUGGAUUCACAUGUUAUUUCUAUCAAACUUGUUGGGAGAUUGUUGGAGAAGACCUUAUAGGUAGGAAUAUCUCUGAAAAUGUUCUUCUUGCACAAGAAAUAAUAGGUGAUAUUGGAAAAAGGGGAAAACCUGCUAAUGUUGUGAUUAAGCUGGACAUGGCAAAAGCUUAUGAUAGAGUUAAUUGGAGGUUUCUGGUGAGAGUAUUAGAGAAGAUGGGCUUUGAUGCUAAUGUGGUGGAUUUGCUAUGGAGACGUGUUGCAAAUAAUUGGUACUCUAUCCUCAUUAAUGGUAAAGCUCAUGGGUUUUUUCACUCUACCAUAGGGGUAAAACAAAGAGAUCUGUUAUCCCCUGCUUUAUUCAUUAUAGUUGCUGAGGUGCUAUCGAGAACCUUGAAUAAUUUAUUCUAUAAUCCUGAGUUCAAAGGCUAUGGAAUGCCUAAGUGGAGUGACAACCUAAAUCAUCUCGCUUAUGCAGAUGAUACUAUUAUUUUUGCUGCAGCUGAGAAAGAGUCUUUACUUUUGAUUAUGGGAUUAUUGAAAGACUAUGAAUGUCAAUCUGGGCAGAAGAUUAACAUGGAUAAGAGUUUAUUCUAUAUGUAUAGCAAGGCAGCAAACAAUCAUACUCAAGUGGUUGAGGAAGCUACGGGUUUGACUAAAGGUGAAUUCCCUUUAAUUUACUUAGGAUGUCCUAUUGAUCAUGCUAAACAGAAGAUUAUUAUCCUUCAAGGUGAAUUCCCUUCAAGGAUCUAA
Solanum tuberosum (potato) is the source of this 1245-nucleotide messenger RNA. RefSeq lists its product as uncharacterized. NCBI's taxonomy places the organism in Eukaryota, Viridiplantae, Streptophyta, Magnoliopsida, Solanales, Solanaceae. The record is from RefSeq and is a predicted model, not a curated record. The coding region runs from base 1 to 1245 and encodes 414 amino acids. The transcript has 2 exons.